This is a messenger RNA of Ricinus communis (castor bean), 3287 nucleotides long. RefSeq names its product deSI-like protein At4g17486. The record is from RefSeq and is a predicted model, not a curated record. The transcript is spliced from 4 exons. Bases 2134 to 2877 code for a protein of 247 amino acids. NCBI's taxonomy places the organism in Eukaryota, Viridiplantae, Streptophyta, Magnoliopsida, Malpighiales, Euphorbiaceae. Gene Ontology annotation, biological process: protein deubiquitination. Gene Ontology annotation, molecular function: deubiquitinase activity.
CCUUUGAUUUUCAGUUUUCCUUCAUGGAGGUUUGCUGUGGUUAUGUGAUUUUUGUUUAUUUUCUAGUUGUUCUUUUUAGGUUUAUGUUGUUUCCUGAUUUGUUUUGCUUUAUUUCUUUUCUUUCAAAAUGCCGUUUAAGUUCUUGGUGCUGUUUGUGUUGACUUUAUGCUGUAAUUGGCCAUGGGUGUUCCUUUUAGCUAGGGAAGUUUGUGUCUUUGAUUCUCAGUUCUAUAUAAUAGGUUCCCUUUGUGUCUAGCGUAUAGCUUUAAUUUCAUUCUGUUCUUUGUUGGGUUUGAAUUAUUUUCAACACCUGCAUCUCUUGAUUUUUUUUCCCAUGCAUCUCUUGAUCUGUCUUGCAUUUUUGUGACCAUUUUUAUUUAGUUAUUUGAUUGUUUUGUUGAGAACAGUAGUUUAUUGCCUUCUACUUGUUGGGUGUUUUAUUGCACCUGAUCUGCCUCCCUGAAAUUCUGAAGGGCCUUAACAGUGUAUUCUCUCCCUGACCUCAAAAUGCUCUUGUAGCUCUUAAGAAAGGGAACACUUCAAGAUUUCUUUUUGUGGGGUCUGGGACAUAAUUUGCUCGGUCAUCAAUAUUCUCAUCUUUGAGUCAUUGGUGAUUCCAGCAAUUAGGAUCGAGAAACAACAAUUUUGUCACACAGAAUGAAGUAACAUAAGCACUGGAGUUCCCAGCUCCCUUUUCCCUAGAUUCAUUUUUUCUCUCUAAGUUUAUACACUCGUCAAAACUAGAUUACCUAUUUAGGAGAUGCUAUAGGGCAUUCUUUUUUAAUUGAGAUUUAUAACAUUUAAAUCCUUUCCCUCUCUUACUGUGACAUUAUUUCAUGCUGCUCUAAUUUAUUUGUGAGUUGGCUUACUUGAUGAGUUUGCUCACUUAUGUGCAAAAGAAGCACAACUUGGAAAGGAUCCAUUAACAAUAAAGAAGUAAAUCUAAUAUAAGUAAAACAAAUGCAUUUGCAGAACAUAGUUGUGGCUUCAAUUGGUUAUGAAAUGAGGGAGAGUUGACUGAAAUUGAAAUAGAUGGUAGUGCGCAACCAAGCUCUACUGAUAUGGUAAGAAAGAGGGCAAAUAAUGCAAUUUUGAUAAUAUUGCUAGUAGAAUGGGAGGGGAAAAUAUUGUGUUUAAAGUAGUAGUAGGGAUAAUGGGGCCAACUAGGUCAUUCUUGUGGACCAUAAGGGCGGGUUAGAUUUUUUAUCUGGAUAUGUUAAUCUUUUGAUAGAUGAUUAUUUAUAUAAAAACUUCCAAAAAAGUUGUGCUAAAGAUGCUUGGUAUCUUGCACUUAAGAGAUAGAAAUGGUCAAAAGAAGUAAAGCUUCAGCAAUUCACUACUGCCGUACAUGGAAGCACUGUGUGCCACCCACAGUUUGUAAUGACUUGGCAAUUUGAAUUCUAUGCAUUUUGUCCUUAGCUUGAGGCAGUCAUAAGGUCUGGUUGAUAUGGCGUCCAACAAAUCACUACCUGGCAUUAUAGUGAAAAUUGCUUUGCAAUAUGACAGAAAUAAGACAUGUACAUCUGGUCAGAUUUAACUGUUUUAGGAUCCUAAUAAAAUGACCCCACCAGACAAGAUAAAGAUUGUUUCCCUACCAAUGUACAAUUUUAAAGUGGAAAGAUGCUAUCCAAUCCAAUCAAUCACAUGCAUACAGUCCCAUUUCGCCUCUUGAUUUCAAAUUAGUACACCUCAUACUACCUUGCAAAAUCCAAAUUUUAGCCUUCAGGGAGUUACCUAGUUCAUUUUUCUAAGGAGGAAAAAAAUGUCAGCAGUAGCAUGUCUCAGGUGGUAAACGAGUGGAUAUGAGUGAAGCAUGACUUAGAUUUAAAUUUGGCAUUGUAAAAGAUGUUAUUUCUUGAUCUUUUUAUGAAAACUUCUAGUUACUGUCCACACAGGUUACUCAGGGAAUAAUCUACACUACGGGGAGUUUAUUCAUAAGGACUAACUUGGUAGAUUAUUAUCUUGUGUCUGAUGUUAGUAGGAGAAGUUUUCUGAUCAGGCAGACCUGCCUUUUUCAAUGUGAUUCGUGUGCCAGUGUUCAAGCUACAAUCCAGGUUCUAUCAACUAAUUAGAGGAAAACUGUAUGCUUUGGUCAGAACUAGGUAGACUUACUUCUGCUUUCCCCCUUAAAACAUGAAAAGUGGACCAAAACAUGGGUGGCAUUCUGUUAUGCCUCUUCGUUUCAGGGGCAAAUCAGCCACUAGCUUUUGCAUUUUCCCAAAAGUUAAGUCACAAGGCUAUAACCCAGGCAACUCACCUGUCUAUCUGAAUGUGUACGAUUUAACAACCAUUAAUGGUUAUGUCUACUGGGCAGGCUUUGGAAUCUUUCAUUCUGGGGUGGAAGUUCAUGGAGUAGAAUAUGCCUUUGGAGCCCAUGACUAUCCAUCAACUGGUGUCUUUGAGGUUGAACCUCGACAGUGUCCUGGUUUCAAGUUUAGGAAAUCAAUAUUCAUGGGGACUACAUGCUUAGAUCCAUUCCAGAUUAGAGAGUUCAUGGAACGACAAUCUGCAAAUUAUAAUGGUGAUACCUAUCAUUUGAUUGUUAAGAAUUGCAACCAUUUCUCUGAGGAUAUAUGCUACAAGCUGACUGGGAACUCAGUACCAAAGUGGGUAAAUCGACUUGCAAGAAUAGGUUAUCUAUGCAAUUGCAUACUUCCAGAGACCCUUAAGGCUACCACUGUAGGACAUGAUCCUAAUUUCCAAGAAUCUGAUAAUGAAAAGAAGAGACUAAGAAGUGGCUUCAGCUGCUGGUCAUCAAUCUCAAUGCCUCAGAGGGAAGUAUCUUUGUCUUCAUUGUUUCUACACUCUCACUAUAAAGGAUGCCUGCCACCAUGGGAGUUAAAGAGAUCUAUAAAACGCUCAUUGAAGGAAGGGUAAUAAGGCAUCAUUAAUGUGUCCUUUCACUUAAUUGGAAGAUUUUCAGUUGCCUGUCUUGCAAUUUUCAGCAGUUGGGAAACAUCAACAAUUUUCUAUCAUCUGCAAUCCUAUUGGAAAGUAAAAAUUUGUACAAGUUUCUUCUUCUGCAAUGUCAAGCACCAGGGGUUUCACACUUCUCAUUGUGCUUCCGCUAAGCUGCAUCGUUGGCAAUUGCUUGCUGUUAUUGUGGAAUUGAAUUCUGAUGUGCAUUCAUAUUUUCCGUAGCUGGAGGAGAACCAAUAUAGAUUAUUCUAUUUUUCUAUUCGAAGUGGCCUAAGCUUUUAACAUUGCUGUGCUCUGACUACAUUUUGUAGAAAUGCCAUUUCUUUGGCUCAAAAAAGUACCUUCUUUCUUGCCUUGAUUUGCAUUUA